Venturia canescens is the source of this 2667-nucleotide messenger RNA. Its product is annotated as keratin, type II cytoskeletal 1-like. Gene Ontology annotation, biological process: negative regulation of ATP-dependent activity. The coding region runs from base 1205 to 2425 and encodes 406 amino acids. The transcript is spliced from 5 exons. NCBI's taxonomy places the organism in Eukaryota, Metazoa, Arthropoda, Insecta, Hymenoptera, Ichneumonidae. Gene Ontology annotation, cellular component: mitochondrion. The record is from RefSeq and is a predicted model, not a curated record. Gene Ontology annotation, molecular function: ATPase inhibitor activity.
CACUGACUACUGAAGAGUGUUCGCCGAGCGAGAUUUGUCAAGCUGUUAAACAAACAGCUGAUUUUACGUAACUACAAAUGUGAUUUUCGCUAUUUUCGUUCGAGGUGAUCUCUCUCGAUAUUGAACGAUUCGCGCGGGAGUGUUGUUAGAGUUCGUAAACCCGAUUAAAAUGUGAUAAAACGUGACCACCGGUUUUGUUACGGUCCUUCUAACCUUAAACUGUAAAGUGUGUGUAUCACGAUUCUUGCGAAAGUUCUGUGGGUAAAUGUAGCGCAGUGAGACAGUGAUUCCGGCUUCGGUGCUUCGAACACGUUGUCGUAACGUGUUCCCGCGAAAAUAUCGACACCAUAUGUUCACAAACAUAUAAUAAUACACGUACACACUUUUCUAUUGCGUACGUUACGAUUUGAGAAUAUAAAUAAACCGUAACGUUCGCGAGCCGCACGCAACCUUCAAUUUUAAUGCAUAUUAUGAAUAUAGAAACAUCGCGUUAUAAGCGGGAUACUGUCGAUUACAACGUGCUGGAAUCUCGAAGUCGUUUAUUGGAAGGAGAUCAGCUGUUAUUCCGCUUUUAUUUGCGUCAUUUAAGUUUCUCCCAUAAUCUCCCAUGAUUCAAGUUUCGUUGCUUUGGAAAAACGUUCACAAACGAAUUGAGAAUGUUUCGAGUUUUUUUCUACCGCGAUUUUGAGGAUUGAAAAUAUUUAUUGAGCUUACAACGACAAGCGACUAUAAAUUGAUUCUCUCGGUAUAGAUGGAUGUGCUGAUAAAUAUAUACGCAUGUGGGACACUCAAAUGUUUAGUUUGAUUUGGUCGUGACUCACAAUCACUCAUGAAUAAAUGACUAAAGAAAAAUAAGUGGCUCGCACGCGUAAAAGAUCUCAUAGUUGGACAACACAGUUGAAAUGUUGUGAAUUCGACUCGAUCUAUUACGAAAUUUCGAGAUGUGUCGAUUGCGAAAUAUCCUCUCUUUGAACUCUUUGAAUUUUUGUAGCUCGACUAUCUGAAACGGCGAAAAUUUUUUAUUACAAAUCGCAGUUUGACGACACUCCGUAUCUUUUUUUCGGAUUAUAAUUCUUUCCAACGAGUCGUCGCAAGUUUUAGAUCAUUCUUACGAUUCGAUAAUAUAUCGUUCGAACGACAAUCUUACGGUUACGAAGCAUACUCGUGAUUUUCGAGGCUUUUUUUAUUAAAAAGCUUCUCGAUCAUGUCCUCGGGAGGAGGACCGGUGUUUUUUGUAAAAAAACGAGAGAGGACUCAAAAUUGGGUACCCGAAGAGAAAAAUGCGCUGCUAGCUCUUAUUGCCAAACACAUCGAUACCCUCGAGAAUAAGCGACUCGACACAGCAGUCACGACCAUGAAAAAUCUUGCUUGGGAAAAAAUAUACAGGGACUUCCGACGUAAAUUCACUGCGGAGCGUGACAUCACGAAAAUCAAAGCACAAUGGUCGAGAAUGAAGUCGCAAGCCAGACUCGAGAUGUACACGUUCGCUGCUAAAGUAAAAGUUCUUGGAUCUGACGAGGCGGCGAAACACGCGCCUUCGAGUUUGUCCAUAUCGGUUUGGCGAUUGCUACAAAAUUUACGAAAAAAUGAUUACGACGGUGAGCGCUCGGACGAGAGUAGUCAAGACGCCGAUGUCGCGAACGACGUUGACGCCAUUUUGGACAAAUUACCGGCAUCCUAUCGGCCGGAAAUAACUAAUUUCCCGGAAAUCAAGACUGAGCGACUCAGCAACGACGAUUUUGGGGAAGAAAUUGUAACGGGAAACCACGUUAACAAUGUCCAAUACACGGAUGAAGUUUCGAGUAGAAAGAGAGCUUCGGGCUUGGUUGAUUACGAAGACGUCAUCGAUCAUUCCGGACGGAAACAAAGUCGAGUGACUUACGAAAACCGCAAUUUCGAGCACCCCGGUCACGAGGACGAGGAUCGGGAAAAAAACGCCGUAGAAUGUUCUUUGUCACCCGAAGAUAUUUCUCAUAUGGAGAUGCCGGUGCAGCACGCGACGUGGAUGUUCGAAGCGGCGCAAAGGGAGCACAAAUUGAAAAUUCGAAUGUUAGAGGUCGAGCUGGAGCGAGCGGAAUUGGACAAACAAAAAGCGAUAAAUGAGCUGAAAACCUCGGAAAUUAAGAGAAAAUUGGUGGAGGACGAAGCGGCUGAACGGGCGAGUCAAGUAAGAAUGAGCGGAGAGGCAGGCUCGGGUGCUGGCAGAGGCGGUGGUGGCGGCGGAAGUAUUCGUAGUGCAGGAGGCUCUUUUGGAAAAAUGGAAGCUGCUCAUGAAGAUCAAUAUUUUUACAACCAGCAAAAAGAACAAUUGCAAAAAUUGCGCGAAGGACUUCACGACGAGAUAUCCUUUCACGAGGAACAAAUAAAGCGUCAUCAGGAGGCAAUCACCCGCCACAAGGAGAGAAUCGACAAAAUGGAAAAGUAGACGGAACCAAAGAUCCAUCAAUAAAAAUAAGCUCUGCCGCAUACCAACGUUCUUCAUUUUCGUUGAAACAACGAAAUGCGAUUGAACAAGAACGUACUUGAAAUUUGUUGCUCUCAGCGAGCAAUCUACAGCAAAGCCUACCUUUUUUUAAAACUAUUUUUCAUUAUUUUUCCGUCUUUUCCAUACCGAAAUGUUUAUUACACUAUGUAGAAAUAAAAUAAUGUGCUUUUAUGAGUUAAAAA